Molecule: messenger RNA, 492 nt
Organism: Topomyia yanbarensis
Lineage: Eukaryota; Metazoa; Arthropoda; Insecta; Diptera; Culicidae
Product: large ribosomal subunit protein uL30-like
Exons: 2
Coding region: 1-492 (163 amino acids)
Biological process (GO): maturation of LSU-rRNA from tricistronic rRNA transcript (SSU-rRNA, 5.8S rRNA, LSU-rRNA)
Cellular component (GO): cytosolic large ribosomal subunit
Molecular function (GO): structural constituent of ribosome; RNA binding
Source: RefSeq, a predicted model, not a curated record
AUGCCGCUUCUUCGGCCCAAAUUCUGUUUUCCCGGCGCGGUACCUCUUCGUGCGGUCCCUGUGCCGGUGCUGGUAUCGGUGCUGGUGCCGGUGCUGGUACCGGUGUCGGUGCUGGUGCUGGUGACGGUGCUGGUACCGGUGCUGGUGCCACCGGCUCCCGUUGAGGCGGCGCCCGCUGCGGUUCUGGGACCGGCCUGUCAUCUACAUAUAUCCACAAUACUUACCCACCGACACAGCCGCAUUCCAAUCACUGACAACUUUGUGAUUGAACGCAAACUGCGCGCCGGUUAUAAACUGCAAUGCGUCGAAGAUCUAGUGUAUCAGAUUUACACCGCUGGGGCCCUGUUCCGCAAGAUCAACAACUUCCUGUGGCCGUUCAAGCUUAACACCCCAACCGGUGGCUGGCGCAAGAAGAAUAACCACUACGUCGAGGGCGGAGACUUUGGCAAUCGUGAGGAUAAGAUCAAUGAACUUAUCAGCCGUAUGGUUUAA